GUUGUGAACGCCUGACUGCAUUUUUUUGUUAAGAAGCAAAACAAAACUACAAAUAAAUUACGAAACCCCCACACAUUUCAUAAUUCAUUAUUAAAUAUUUUUGUUCAUAUAAUACUCAUGAAUAUUAUUAUUUUGUAUUCAUACAGUGACACAUUAUAGUUACUUACGCUCUGGCAAUAGUCAAACUACUAUGGGUUUGUUUGUCAGAGGACCCCAGGAAGCACGUUGAUAUGUUUACGGUCGUGCCGCUGUAAGUUGUCUGCCGGAAUAAAUGCCAAUAAAUUAAUAAGUGUAUACAGCAUUCGUGAAGAAAGUACAACACGUGCACAGCAAACCAAGCCUCCGCAUCGAGCAGCCCAUAAUGAAGACCUCUGCAUGUUGCUGUCAGUAAACUACGUCAAGACAAACAUGGAACCUCCACUGGUGGUCCCGGUCAUCACUGUCCAGAAUGAUGACUUCGAUGAUCUUUGGCCUGCUAUGGUAGUGGCCAUUGAAACGGCGUCAUUCAUUGCACUGGACACGGAGCUGGGUGGUUUUGGGAAUAGAAAGUCCCUGCUGGCUCAAUCGAUGGAGGACAGAUAUAAAGCCAUAUGCCAUGCAGCGCGAACUCGCUCCAUCCUCUCCCUGGGAAUUGCCUGCUACAAGAAACUGGACAAUAAGGCUGCAGACACAUACCUGGUCCAGGUGUAUAACCUCACCCUGCUGUGUUCAGAGGAGUACAUGAUAGAGCCGCAGUCAGUCCAGUUCCUGGUGCAGCAUGGAUUCGACUUUAACAAGCAGUACGCUCAUGGAAUCCCUUACUGCGGGGGGAAUAACAAGGGAGGAUCUGAUUACCACGGCGUCCACAUCAGGGCGCUGUUCACUGAAUUGCUGCGCGCCAGGAAACCCCUGGUGUUCCACAACGGCCUCAUCGACAUGGUCUUCCUUUACAAGAGUUUUUAAGCUCAUCUGCCCGAGCGCCUGGCGACCUUCACAGUCGACCUGUCUGACAUGUUUCCCGCUGGCAUCUUUGACACCAAAUAGCUCCAUUUUUUUCUGUCACACUCUGCAGUACAGUCCAAUUAUUGCUAACUCUGGUGUUGACCUGGGUGAGGACUGCAGACGCUCCAUGACGCACAUUGACAUCCUUUCUGCUUUAAUCUGCAGUUGAUGAGCUUCAGUGGGAGGGCGUGACAUGUGAUGUUCAAGCCGGCCACCCCCUGUUCCUCUCCUGACUGUGUAGACGGUAGACCGACCCGUAAAAGUCACUAGUUCUGCGAUAACAAAGAUUGCCUUCAUUUUAACACCCAAACAAUAUAAAAGUAACUGCCAGAGGCAAAACACAGCCCUCAGGGUUUGUCAAUCAAAAGACCAUUCCACGUUAAGAAAUGGUAGAGAUAGUUCCUAGUUCAAGACACUAGCUGGGGUUUCACUGGGCCUGCCAGACGCAAAGGCUACAUGGGAAUCUGUGAUCCUGCUAGAUACGGAGGACAAUCGGCAGUGGCAAAAACAGUCACUACAGCCAUCCUGCCAGAUGCUCUGGUGUGAUACAUGUGGGAUGGUUUCUCAGCCCCUGUAGAGCAUCAGGGAGCUACUCUGAGUUGCUCCAAUCACACACCUUGGCCUCUUAGCGGAAGCCUGCUCCUCAUUGCUCUCCUCCCUGCUCCUCCUUGUUGAAGGGCUGAGGCCUGAAGUUGAAGGGACAACAGCAUCGUCAUCCAGAGAGUUGUCACCGCCAAAAAAUCCGAAAGUUUCCUCUGUGGUGAGUGGCCCAAUGGUCUCAGGGUAACCAAGACCAAACACCUCAAGUUCAGGGGGCUCAAUUCCAUCCUCUUCAUCCACACCAAAGGCAUCAAGUCCAGGAUCCUGCUCGGGUCUCCCUUGCUGGUUCCUUGCAAUCAGCUGCUCAAGAACACCAUGAGGAUCAGCAUAAGGAAAAGCCUGUGGAGCAGCAUAACAAGGAACAUACGGAGCAGCAUAAGGAGGAACAUACGCAAAAGGAUAAGCGUAAGGAUGGGCAUAUGGAGGAACAUUCGCAAAAACAAAAGGAUAAGCGUAAGGAAGAACAUACGGAGGAGCAUAAGCAAAAGGAAAAGGAUUAGCAUAAGGAAAAGCACUAAGCAAAGCAUACGAAUAGGCAUAGGGACAAACAAAAGGGAAAGCAUAAGGUUCAGCGUUGAAUAGAGGAUAAUAAACUGGAUUUUGAAUAGCGCCAUGUCGUCUCCAGUCCAUCUCAAAGUCCUGUGGUGGGAACUGCUGAAACUCAGGAGAGGGAAUUCUGACAUUUCUACCAUUGUCAUGAUCCACUUCUUCCGCUCUUUCCUCUCCCCUCCUGCAGUUUGGCUGGUCAAACCUGCGAUGACCAUCACCAUUUUCAUCAUCUAUAUGCUGGGGAAGAGGAGGAUUGUCACUGAUGGUGUUCUCUUCAGGCCUCUCAGCAUCAGGGCAUUCAAAGUUGUGGUUCAAUGACCCAAAGAAAACACCUGUGGGUGGACAAAUGGAGGGUGGAGUAUCAAAAGUCACAUUCUGCAGUUCCAUAAAACAGAAAUGCGCCGCAUUGUAGGCCCUGCUACCUGCAUCCAAUCGGUGCCUUGUAAACUGACGUAACGUUAUUGUACGUUAACUUUAGCGAACAAUAUUGGACAUUUCAAAAUGACCUCAGGUUCACUGACUUCACGUUCAACAAUAAACACAUGAACCGUCAAGUCGUCAAAUUAACCUUGACAAACGAGACCAAGACGCCACUGAAUUUUAAAGACUUCACCUCACACACUUGUUGCUAUGUGGUUGUGUCCACAGCGGUCGACAGAUGCUUGAAAGAAGCGGCAACGCUGACUAGCUUCUGUGCUGCUUUCCCAAGUGCGCUUGUAAUUCAGAAAAACACUGUACCCCCCAUUUCCACCACACUUUCUGAAUAAAUUUAAAAUUAAUGCAUUUUUCAAUUUUGCAUCUCAUCUGUCAGCUCAUUAGACAUGCCUGGCAAAAACAAAGUAUAAAGUGUAGUUUAAAGUAUACAGAGACUUCUGUAAUGCAUUUCUCGUGAUGACCAAUGGCUUGUUAUUUUCCCCACGGUUCCCAUUAACAAUUAGGUGGUUAAAGUGACCCCACUUCAUGAGAACUUGUGGUGUACAGAGAGGCUGCUGCCCUUGUGAUGAGGAAGCUGGGAAGUGUCCGCUGAAAUUUAUUUAUUAGGGUUGGUGCCUGUGAAGUCAGUUGUCCACCUGAACUGACACUGGUCAGGAAGUAAAGGUGAGACGAAAUACUGUACAUCCAUAUUGUUUUCAAUGUGCUUACAAACAAGCUAUGUUAUUGACAGCAUCAUCAGAACUAUGAGUAAACUGAGUUUACCUGUGCCAA
This is a messenger RNA of Scophthalmus maximus (turbot), 3336 nucleotides long. RefSeq names its product target of EGR1 protein 1-like. Bases 376 to 942 code for a protein of 188 amino acids. The record is from RefSeq and is a predicted model, not a curated record. The transcript is spliced from 7 exons. Gene Ontology annotation, biological process: snRNA 3'-end processing. Gene Ontology annotation, molecular function: snRNA binding; 3'-5'-RNA exonuclease activity. Gene Ontology annotation, cellular component: Cajal body; cytoplasm. NCBI's taxonomy places the organism in Eukaryota, Metazoa, Chordata, Actinopteri, Pleuronectiformes, Scophthalmidae.